UAAAAUAAAUGAUGAAACCGGUUGCUAGAUACCCCUCUUCUACAAGAAAUGGGGAUCAGUCUUUAGAAGGAAUGUUAACUGACCUCUACUUUGGUGCUAAACAAAAAUCCUCCAAAAAACUACAUAAACCUGCACCAUCCUCCCCAAAGCAAUCAACCGCUAGGCUCGUCACAAGCCUAACCUGCCUUCAAUUCGCAUUCGCCACUUAUGCCACCUUACUCCUCUUCUACUUAAGCCCGUCCUUGGACCUCAGGUCCACGCCUGACUUUACCUGGGCAACUCGAAUUGCCAAGAAUUGGAAGAACUUUGUUGUCGCCCCUCAUUUCGUGAACCCGAACCUGACCCAUGCUAUUCAUCCUGUCACGAGGUUCGUGAAAUCCGAAGUUUGCGAGACUGAAAAGAUUGACUUCGAGCAGAAGAAGUCCAUCGACCAAUUAAUGAUCAAGUUUAAGAAGGAAAUGUACGAGGAAGUUAUGGCAUUCCAAGACAAGUCGUUUGGAACCGAGUCACUUUCCCAGCUAAUGGGAAUGAAAUCCAGAUGGGACUUAAACAAUAACAGGCAGCCUCAGCCGAAAAUAACAGUUAUUUUGAACCAUUUCAAGAGGAAGACGUUAUGUUCUCAACUAAACUCGUUGCUCAACCAAUCACUCCCGUUUCACCAUGUUUGGGUGAUGUCGUUUGGAAGCCCGAACGAGCUGUCUUUAAGAAGGAUUGUCGAGAGUUACAAUGACACGAGAAUAAGUUUUAUCAGCUCCACUUAUGAUUUCAAGUACUUUGGUCGGUUCCAAAUGGCACUCCAGACGGAAGCUGAUUUCGUGUAUAUUUUAGACGACGACAUGAUUCCCGGAACAAAGAUGUUGAGGAUUCUCGCACACGUGGCGGGAACGGAGAAGUAUAAGAACUCUGUUUUGGGAAGCAUUGGGAGGAUUCUUCCGUUUCGACAGAAGGACUUUAUGUUUCCGAGUUAUCGUAAGUUCAGAUCGAAGGAGGCUGGACUUUACCUGCCUGACCCAGCUUAUGAUAUCGUUAUCAAUAAGAUCGUUCAGGUUGAUUUUCUGUCAAGUUCUUGGUUUCUUUCGGCUGAGCUUGUCAAGACUCUCUUCAUUGAAGAUCCUUCUACUUUCAUGACAGGAGAAGAUCUUCACUUAAGCUACCAGCUUCAAAAGUAUAGGAACGCGGGCUCCUUCGUUCUUCCCAUCGAUCAAAACGACAAAGAGACAUGGGGAGACAGCGAGCACCGGUUAGCUUACGUAUCUGAAACAACCGUCAUCUUCAAAGACAUCAUACAAGUACGAGACGAGCAAUGGUGGACUGCACUAACCACAGGCUACAUAACGCAAUGGGCAGCCAUGAAUCCUCAAAAGAUAGACGCUUUCUUCUACGCCCACACAAUUGACGAGGCCAAGGCAUUAGCCCCUCUCAUAGAGAAAUUCAAGAUGACAGCAGGAAGGAAGGCUUACAUUGCGGUUUCAGGUGGAAACUAUUGCCCUUGUGAAGAAGCAGCUUCAGCUCUGAGCUGGCCUAAGGCUGUCUGCAAGGAGAGACGGUUCAAGAUAUUCGACUUGGGAAUUGGAGCUCUCUCGAGUAGUGUUUCAGACUCUGAGGUCCCCAUUGUUCAAGGAGUGUAUUCAAGCAUGAAAGGGUUAGUCAAGAUGCAUAACCCGAGUGUGAUAAUCGCAGUAAACGAUAUCGAUAUUAAUGUGAUGAAGGCUCUAAAGAUGGCAGCCGAGAGUAAUGGAAAUGGAUCAACACUCGUUCUUUUGCCCAGAUCUUCCAUUAAUAAAGUCCUUUGGAUGGCUGAUCUCAGACCAACAACAUUACUAAAUUGGAACAAGAUGAGGAUAUCUAUAAACGUUAUAACACAAAACCGAUCCCCAUCGCUAAGUCGAUUGCUUAAAUCUCUAAGCGAAGCUUACUAUCUAGGAGACGAUAUACCAAUCACCUUCAACAUGGAUACUAGAGUGGAUGAGGCAACUAUAAAAAUGGUGAACACAUUCAAAUGGCCACAUGGUUCUAAAACUCUUAGAAGAAGGAUCAUUCAAGGAGGAUUAAUCAGGGCAGUUAGUGAAAGUUGGUAUCCUUCUUCAGACGAUGACUAUGGUCUUCUCCUUGAAGAUGACAUAGAAGUCUCUCCUUACUACUAUCUUUGGAUCAAAUAUGCACUUUUAGCUUACCACUAUGAUCCACAAGUUUCAUUACCUGAACUAGCUUCGAUUUCUUUAUACACUCCACGUUUAGUUGAAGUAUUGAAAGAAAGACCUAAAUGGAAUCCAACUGAUUUCUUCAAGAACAUACAUCCAAACACACCUUAUCUCCAUCAACUACCGUGUAGCUGGGGAGCAGUGUUCUUUCCAAAACAAUGGAGAGAAUUCUACGUUUACAUGAACAUGAGAUUUACAGAGGAUGCAAAGAGAAAUCCAGUACAGAUACCUAAAUCAAGAACAAAUGGAUGGCAAGCAUCAUGGAAGAAAUUCUUAAUUGAUAUGAUGUACUUACGUGGUUACGUUGCUUUAUAUCCGAAUUUCCCUCGCCAAGCUAGCUUUUCGACGAAUCAUAUGGAGCCAGGAGCACAUAUCUCGGCCAAGGAAAAUGCGGUGAGGCAUGAUAAAUCGGAUUUUGAAGUUCCUCUGUUGAAGGAAGAUUUCAGUGCUUUAUUGCCUGCCGGAAAAUUACCUCCGGCGUCUAAAUUGCCAUCGUUGAACCUCUUUAAUCAGCCUGUUUCUCUUAGGGGACUUAAAGCUGCCGGAGGAAAACUUUGCCGGGAUGUGCUUAACUGUACUUCCGAUGAGAUUGUGAUUGUUGAUCAUCAGACUGGAUUGCCUUCAAAGUGUUCUAGGUUUUGAUUAACCGUUAUUUAGGGUUUCGUUUCUAUUUCAAUCAACAAACUAAUUCCUCAUGUAAUACUUUUACUUAUUUGGAGAUAUAAA
Impatiens glandulifera is the source of this 2927-nucleotide messenger RNA. RefSeq lists its product as uncharacterized. The transcript has 3 exons. Lineage: Eukaryota; Viridiplantae; Streptophyta; Magnoliopsida; Ericales; Balsaminaceae. The coding region runs from base 9 to 2843 and encodes 944 amino acids. The record is from RefSeq and is a predicted model, not a curated record.